GGAACCCAGCACCAGGCGUGUUGGGUUCCAUUGAACCCAAGCGUGUUGGGUUCGAAGGAACCCAGGGCCUGGGUUCGAGGAACCCAAGCGUGCGUGCUCUGUACUCUUUUAUCUCUCUCUCCGCCUCUGAUCGAUAUCUGUUGUUAAACAAUGAGAGAGAUCCUUCACAUUCAGGGUGGACAAUGUGGGAACCAGAUUGGUGCUAAGUUCUGGGAAGUGGUCUGUGAUGAGCACGGUAUUGAUCCGACAGGACGAUACAAUGGAAACUCUGAUCUGCAACUGGAGCGUGUGAAUGUUUAUUAUAAUGAGGCUUCGUGUGGGCGAUUUGUCCCGCGUGCUGUGCUCAUGGAUCUGGAACCAGGUACUAUGGACAGUGUCAGGACUGGUCCCUACGAUCAGAUCUUCAGGCCUGAUAACUUUGUGUUUGGUCAAUCUGGCGCUGGUAACAACUGGGCUAAGGGCCAUUACACUGAGGGAGCUGAGCUCAUUGAUGCUGUUCUUGAUGUUGUGAGAAAAGAGGCAGAGAAUUGUGAUUUGUCCCAGGCGCUGGAAUCUGCUUCUCUGACCCAUGUACGCUUCAGCUCUGAAUGAGAAUUUGAGGAAUUGGUUCUUCUGGUUUCAUUUUCCUGAUUUUGGGGUUCCUGGUGUUUGUUCGGAGCUUCUCAUAAUCUCAUGUGAGCUGAAACUUUGUGAAUUUCCUGACUUUGGGUUAUUUUUCCAUGUGUUGGAUGGUUAAUCUUCCUUUCAACAGUAUGCUUAUGAUUUGAAUGAGAAUAUGGUGAAUUCAAUAAUUCUUGCAACAUUUUCCUGCUCUUGCUAAGUUUGGUUACGGUUCCCCUUUUAUUAUUUAUAUGGCUGGAUGGUUUUGCUUCCUUUGAUUUUUGCUCUCAUGUGCUUAAGAUGUGUUGUUUUCACUGCUUUGUUCUGAUUCUGCUGUUUGCUGUUGUCUGGAAUCUCACUGAUUUGUUCUAAUCAAUGAAAAUUAUGUGCUGCUUUGUUUUCUGGUAUGUGCUGUUGUUUUCGCUGCUUUGGUCUGAUUCUGUUGUUUGCUUUUAUUUUUGUUGUUAAUCCUACUUUCUUCUGUUGAUUACUCCUCGAGAUGGUCCAGUGUAUUGUCUAAUUGUUUACAGUUAAUAGCUUUUGAGGACUAUGUUUUGGCUGCUGAUUUAAAUAAAAUUCUUUAACCAGCUUGUGCAAUCAUACAGGUUGACUGCUCAUUUGAGCAUUAUAGACAAGGCAACCUGCGGUUUGCUCGAAGAUAACUAUGGAAAAACAGAAGAUCUCUAUAUACAGAGAGAGGUUGGACAAAACUUUGGCAUCUGCUGAACUAACAAAUGAGGAGACCCUCAAAACCCUUAUCAAAGGCAAAAGUGUCCAAGGAGUGGAGUCUUGAGGCUUAUAUCGUAGGGCCUCAUUAAGGCCCUCAACGACCAGGAUCUUUCCAAUCUAACAGCCACCAAUGCACGGUCACUUAGAGUGUGACACAUGUCUCCCUCAGCCAAAAGAGCUACGACCUUACACCUUCAGCUCGUCAGAGCUGACUCGUGUUUGAGUCGUUAGCUUGGAAGGGGGGAAAGAUGACUU
Messenger RNA from Rubroshorea leprosula, 1584 nucleotides. The record is from the annotation of a GenBank genome assembly. NCBI's taxonomy places the organism in Eukaryota, Viridiplantae, Streptophyta, Magnoliopsida, Malvales, Dipterocarpaceae.